This is a messenger RNA of Dendronephthya gigantea, 3847 nucleotides long. Its product is annotated as ankyrin repeat domain-containing protein 27-like. The transcript has 33 exons. Gene Ontology annotation, cellular component: late endosome; neuron projection; transport vesicle. The record is from RefSeq and is a predicted model, not a curated record. The coding region runs from base 254 to 3673 and encodes 1139 amino acids. Gene Ontology annotation, biological process: early endosome to late endosome transport; neuron projection morphogenesis. Gene Ontology annotation, molecular function: guanyl-nucleotide exchange factor activity; SNARE binding. NCBI's taxonomy places the organism in Eukaryota, Metazoa, Cnidaria, Anthozoa, Malacalcyonacea, Nephtheidae.
UGAAGUAAUAUAAUGCUUCGUAAACAAAAAUCUCUACAAAAAUCUAGGCACUUUAUUUUAAUAUGUCAACAACCUGGGUGCUAAGUAAAAAAUAUCUUCAACUUUAUAAAAGAGCUGAAUUUUUGUUAUUCAAAGUUGUUUGAUAUGACCCUCAAGGGAGGCUGCAAUCGGAUCGACGUAAAAUGUCAUGAGAUUUCAGACUUUUCCGCAUCAAAUCUCGUGACUUUGACAAUUUGCAAGGACUAGAUUCUUCAUGGCGGCUGGUUACGAUGAGAAUGUCCUGGAUAAUCCAUUCUUUAAGGCUUUAAAAGGAAAAUAUAAGCAUAUAUACGAAAGUUCUUCAGCAAAGCGUUACACUAUAUGCGUUCCAAGAUAUGGUUCCUUGGGUAGACCUGCACCCAGUUUGCAAGAUAUUGAAAAUCAUAUCCUAGUUCCUCAACCUGGCACUGAGAAAUCUUUCUCAACUCUCAACAAUAGGGAGGUUAUUGUUGAUGGACAUUUGCUGCGGACUUCGUCUGGUUUCCAUGAUGUCCGACAGGUUGAAAUUCUAUUUGAAGAGACAUUUUUCAAUGCGAACAAAGAGAGUUUCAGUAUUCUUUGCAUUGAACGACCACUUGAAGGAGGAAACGCAAUAAGCACUAAUGCUCUUGGGCCUUUGGAAUCCAUCCAUGAUUGUAUUGAAUUUUUAUGGCCACCUUACGGUGGCCCUUAUACAUCAAAGCAACAAAUAGAUCGUUCGUUGGACUCCUUUCUAGCCUCUUGGAAUGUGGAAUACGCCCUUCUAGGAUCAUUAAUGGGGAGUGUUAUAUCAGUCCUGAACAGGUUUUUUCCAAUGUUAAUGAAAGAAUCACACUUGAAAAAGACUGCUAAAAGCGGGAAUUUCACAGAGACGACCAAACUUGCUCUGGAGACUUAUGUUAUUCAUAAACUUCACAUCAAACUUUUCCCUGCAGUCUGUUCACUUUCAUCUCAGAAGGAUGCAGCGUUCAACAAAGUUGUUCGCAACCUAUCGGAUAUCCAGCUUAAAGAUCUUGGUAUCAAACCCUCCUUAAGGCAAAACAUACCAUCUGGCAGAAGAACACUCUCCCUUCUAAACAACUAUACAUCUCCAUUGGAGAAAUUCAACUGUCUAAAGAAAACUAUUGUUGCAGUCACAAUGUUAAAAGAAGGAAAAAGUCAGGCUCAAGGCAAAGUUUUGGCAGUUACGGCGGAUGAUCUUCUUCCAAUCUUAGAGUGUCUUGUAAUAAAAUCAGAUGUACCAAAUUGGAUGGCUAACCUGACCUACCUACAUAACUUUCGAUUUUCCAACAAAACUUACGAUGAAUUCAGGUUUUAUAUGUCUUCAUUCGAAGCGGCUGUUGAGUACAUAAAGAACUCCUACCUUCACGAUAGGAGAUUAGACGUCUCACUAAAACCGAAGUUCUUGGAAUCCUCAGACACUUCUUCUACUUUCCGAGAAAUGUUGGCUCGAGGGAGUUCACGUGAAGAUAAGCCCAGUGAUGGACCGUCGCCACUAGAAGUAUUUUUUCAGCAUGUCACCCACUGUCAUGAUGAAGAAGUGAGGAGAAUUUUAAACAGCAGUUCAACGAGAGUCAAGCUUUGUCACCCCCUGUGUUCCUGUGAUCAAUGUGAAAACGUGUUACUCAGACACCGCAAUGAUCCCGAAGCUGUGACGGUUUUCUCCCGGGAUGAUUUAGGAAGGACAGCUUUACACAUUGCCGCAGACUAUGGUCAUACGAGCUCAAUUCAUUUACUCGUCCAAAAAGGUUCAGUUGUAAAUGCCGCUGAUUAUCAUGGCAACAUUCCUCUCCAUCUCGCUUGUCAACGUGGGCACCAACAAGCCACGAUGCUUCUGCUUCAUUACUCUGCUGAUAUCUUGGCGCAAGAUAACGAUGGUAACACUCCAAUCCACCUGUGUUGUUCAAACGGUCACGAGGAGUGUGCGAAGGCGUUGGUGUAUUUUGAUUUGCACAACGACGACCUUGACUUGAAUGCCGUAAAUAAGCAUGGUGACACCCCCCUGCAUCUGGCUGCAAGAUGGGGUUUUGAGAGUAUCGUCAAGAUGUUGUUAGAGAACGGUGCGCUGAGUGACGUAAGAAACAAACGAAACGAAACUCCAGUUGAUUGUGCUUAUAAUAUGCAGAUCAAAAGUUUACUUGGCAUGAAUGAUACGCCGUACGUCGUCAUACCAGACUCAAUCGUUCCUGCUAGAGUACGGCCUCUUUCCUCGUCUGAUAUUGACAAAUCAAAGAGGAUCGAUCCAAACCAAAGUCAGAUUGAAGGAUUUUUGAAAACUGUAUCAGAAGGGGAUAUUAGAAUGGUGUUUCACAAGCUUGGUCUGGAAGAUGAGUGGGAAGUCGUUGAUGAGGAUAUCGACGAUAGUUCUGUUUCACCCAAAGAAUCUCUUCCUAAUCUCUGCCAUCCUCUUUGCCAAUGUGAUAAAUGCAGAAAGUAUCAACAGGAUGUGACUCCGUCGCCUUAUCGUAAAGUUGAUAUCAACAGCCGUGGUUUGGAUGGAAAGACCGCUCUGCAUAUUGCAUCCCUGUAUGGUUUUGAACAAAUCGCGAGCGUUCUACUAAAACACGGAGCACUUGCAAACAUUUUAGAUUAUAAUAGAAAGUGUACAUCACUCCACUUGGCUUGUCAGUACAAUCAUCCUAAGAUUGUUUCCCUCUUGUUACAACAUCACGCCGACGUUGAUUGUCAGGAUGCGCGAGGAAAUACUCCGUUACAUUAUUGCUGUCAAAACGGAAACAUCCAACCCGCCACGAUCUUGAUCAAGAAUGGCGCUACGCUGAAUCUCGUGAAUGAACGCGGGAACAGUCCACUUCAUGAUGCGGCCAGGUGGAGUUGUGUUGACAUCGUGCACUUGUUGAUGGAGAAUGACGCGCCACUUCAUAUCCGAAAUCUUCAGGGCUUAAAGCCACUACAUAUGGCUAAGCAUGACGAGAUUGUGAAAGUUUUAAAUAAACGAACUGCGAUGGAAAGACAUCACGGCGAGCAAACUGGUUCAGAACCCAAAUGGUUCAAGCCAAUGGUUCAAGCCGAAGCAGAAAGUGAAAAAAAUCAUGACGACACAAGAAUCAUACCACCGACAUCUCUUGGAAACACUGAACCCAAUACAUACUCAGAUCAUGUUCGCAACCUCCCGGCAUCCGACGAUCUCCGAUCAAGUCUUGCCGAGCAAUCUUCAGAAGAGACCCAGGCUAAAUUUUUCGACUACUCAUCCUCGCAGCUAUUUUCAGCCUCAUCUAGUUUGAUAUCUUCGACAUCUCCGCCUAUCUCGGGUGUGCCGUUUCCAAGGAAACUCCCCGAGAUCACGACCAGGCAAGAUGACGUCAUUGACCAUCGAUCUGUGGCGAUCGAUAGACUGAAACAUGUCUUGGAAGGAAUAAAAUAUUUUGACAGAGAGGCUGGUUUAAAAAGAACUAAAACAAUUGAUAGAAGUGAACCUUUGGUUAGUCCUUUGUUGAAGUUGCAGUUUUCUAUUGAACAUUUCGAUCAGUCACAACUUCGUAAAGUCUCUGAGAGAACUUCCAAUAAUGAUAGGCAAGAAAACUCCACUGUUGAUCAAGUAGGCAUAAAUCGGGAGGGGAGAACUACUUUUCCAAGUGUGCAGGGGGGUGAUAAUGUAGAUAAUAGUGAUCGUUCGACGAAGCCGGAAAGGGACUAAAAAAGGAGAGGUCGAUGCCCAGAUGAAGAUGAAAAAUGAUAAAGUAAUAUAAAGACAAUUUGCAAGAAGGGAUGGCUCUGCAAAAGCACUAUCGACAUGCAGACAAAGAGGAAAAUUUAUAUUGAAUGUCAGAAUCUUUACUUUGGUACAUUGCGCACGGUGCUAAUUUUGCGU